Messenger RNA from Heterobasidion irregulare TC 32-1, 1522 nucleotides. RefSeq lists its product as uncharacterized. The record is from RefSeq and is a predicted model, not a curated record. The coding region runs from base 1 to 1407 and encodes 468 amino acids. The transcript has 3 exons. NCBI's taxonomy places the organism in Eukaryota, Fungi, Basidiomycota, Agaricomycetes, Russulales, Bondarzewiaceae.
AUGCACUUGUGCCGACGAUCCUACACCAUCCGUAUUUCGCAUCCUAUCCAAUCUAGCUCUCUCAUCUCUGUUCCAUGUCGGCUACUCUCUAUCAAUACAGUAUGCCAAGACUCUCCAGAUCACCGCGCAAGCUCCAAACUAUUCGCCGAUGCCGCGCACGAGGAGGCUGAGGACAAACCGCCACCCAAACUUCCUAUCAAGACGGAUGAAUUCGAGAACUGGACCGGGGAAGAGUCGAUGCACGAUGCGGUCCUGCGCAUGCUCGUGGACAAGCACAAGCCUCUCCGGAUGGGGACGAUUCGGACUGCUGAGGAGAAGCUGAGACAGGCUCCGCCUCAGAUAUCGAACGCUCUUUCUGCUCCCUUGAGUGAUGACAAUGUUAGCCCUUCUGCCAUCUCGUCUGACUCGAAAGUACACGACGCAGGUCAGGUAGGCCGUACAAAUGAGCCCCUCUUGCCGUCGAUAGAGGGUCACAGACCAUGGCACACCACUUUCAAAGCCCCUUCGCACGCGACGUCCUCAGUUCGAUAUGGUCACAUCGCAUCCUCGAAGCCAUCCUCCCAGAUAUCUCACCUCCCCGAUGAAAAAGCUCGUAAGAAGGAAAAGGAACUCAAAAAGCGGUCGCUGAACGCUCAACGGCUUGGAAGCGCCAGGGAGAGCACCCUGGAUUAUCAACUGGGAAUCAAGGGAUCGCAAGGCAUGGCGAGGCCCAACCCCGCCAGCGUGAAGGGCUGGGCUAGCUUGGUGGAAGAGCGAAUCGAAAGAGCUCGCCUGCAGGGCGCCUUUAAAGCGAUCAAGGGAAGGGGGCAGCCCAUCCAGCGAAGGUCUGACGAGUGGAACCCUUUUGUCGGAAGGGAGGAGUACCUCUUGAAUCGGAUCGUGCAGCGUCAGGGUGCCGCGCCUCCAUGGGUAGAGAUUCAAGGAGAACUCGAACGUGCCGUCACCUCGUUCCGAGGUGUUCUCCGCGACUCGUGGACCCGUCGUGCCAUCCGCACGUUGACAAUGUCGCAGCCUGCUGGGCUCUUACCCCCGCUGACGCUAUCGUACGUGCGAGCACUGCGUGACGCAGAGUGGGAAGAACGGGAACGCGCUUAUCACGACACCGCUGUGGAGGAGCUAAACUCGUUGGUGCGAAAGUACAACGCGCUGGCACCUUAUGCUGUGCGCCGUCCGUAUCAUGUGCUUCAGGUAGAGCUGGAGAAGGCAUAUCGGGAGUGUGGUGAGGAGAUCCUGCAGGGCAUCGCGCAGCGACUGCAGGAUCAGGCGAGGACUGGUGGGAGUGGUACAUGGGUUAGGGACGAGCAGGAGGGUCAGAGUCGUGGGGGCGCAAGUGUCAUUGGACAGGAUACGAAGGCCGUUUUGAGGGUUCGCGACGUGAUCCGGGGAUGGUUCCGUUGGCGAAGAUGAUAUCGAGGAGAGUUGUGCGAGGUAAAUGAUGCGAUCGUGCCAGAUGGGUGUCGCCUAGUACACUAAUAAUCAGCGACUACUGACAAUAUCACUCUCGCAUCGAUAGUUUACACAU